Messenger RNA from Hippocampus zosterae (dwarf seahorse), 1193 nucleotides. RefSeq names its product T-cell acute lymphocytic leukemia 2 (gene tal2). Gene Ontology annotation, biological process: regulation of transcription by RNA polymerase II. NCBI's taxonomy places the organism in Eukaryota, Metazoa, Chordata, Actinopteri, Syngnathiformes, Syngnathidae. The record is from RefSeq and is a predicted model, not a curated record. The transcript is spliced from 2 exons. The coding region runs from base 392 to 754 and encodes 120 amino acids. Gene Ontology annotation, molecular function: DNA-binding transcription factor activity, RNA polymerase II-specific; protein dimerization activity; RNA polymerase II cis-regulatory region sequence-specific DNA binding.
CUGCAGAAAAACUAGGAUUUUCCAAGUGAAACCCGCUUUUAAUACUACUUAAAUUCUGAGCAUUUUCAUGACAAAUAUUCCCUGAGCCACAUGCUGCUUCACCCGACAUGAUUAUUUGGUCACGUGUAAGCGGCCUUAGUUUUUGACAGUUUGAUAGGAUACUUACAGGAUCAGUCGGCCAGACGAUUUAUCAGAUAUCAGCCAGAAAUCAGCCGAUUUCUACAAAUAUGUUUAUAAUGAUGCCAAACGAUGGCAGUAAAGCACUAAUUUUCCUUUAGACGGAGAUGUGGACUGACAAAGCUCCUCCCCCCCCCCGACUUCAACAGUUCCUUGGCACCAAUAUGCAACAAGAUGGCGCCAAAGAGCCAGAGGUUUCUCCACUUCUUCCAUCAUGACCAGGAAGGUGUUCACCAACACGCGCGAGCGCUGGCGCCAGCACAACGUCAACAGCGCCUUCUCCGAGCUGCGCAAGCUCAUCCCCACGCACCCGCCCGAAAAGAAGCUGAGCAAGAACGAGAUCCUGCGGCUGGCCAUGCGCUACAUCGACUUCUUGGCGCGCUUGCUGGAGAGCCAGGGCGGCGGCGGCGGCGGCGAGGCACGCGCCGACCACCGCCACAGCCCCGCCGCCCUACUCACGCUACUGCGCGGCAACAUGGAGCAGCUGCGCUCGCCCUCGCGUCCUUGGACGCUGGCCAGUGACACCGAGGCGCCCUUCUCGCCCGGGUCCAGCUGCGGCAGCUCAGAGCCCUGGUAGGAUCACGGCCGGAAACGGACUUUCAGACCUUUUUUUUUUUUUCGGGUCUGACCUUCGACUGAUGUGAGGAGUGCACAUGUGAAGCAUUGUGUUUGUUAUAUUGUGUAUGGAUGUUUUAUUACGAGUCCCGCGGUAGGUAUUUGUGUUCUCCUAAAAGAGACGAACUGUAAAGAGACCGCCUCAGAAAAAGCACUUUUUCCACAUUCUCUUUUUUCCACCCCAACAGAUUGCACUGUUUUUUUUUUCUUGAAGAUAUGAGGACUCAUUUUUGUACAGUUUGCAACUCAUCUCGCCAAAGAUUGAUGCUUUUUGCUUGUUUACUGUGAUGCUAAAUUGCAUAAUUAGCAUCUGAUACCUCUUUUUGGAUUUUUUUUUCCUGUUCUUAAUUAUGAAAAAUAUUUAUUUGAACUAUUUAUUGAAUAAACUCUUUGUUGAUGAA